Molecule: messenger RNA, 1269 nt
Organism: Somion occarium
Lineage: Eukaryota; Fungi; Basidiomycota; Agaricomycetes; Polyporales; Cerrenaceae
Source: the annotation of a GenBank genome assembly
GACGUUCCUGACAUUCAUCCGCAACGAAAUAAAGGUCGGCUGACUUCAGGUCGACGCUAUCUCUGGAGUUUAUAUCUCUUCUGGCCUUGUAACUGAUGAUCCGACGAGGCUACCAACACCAUCCAUCGCUCUAUUUUGAGGAUGGAAACAUCGUCUUCUCUGCUUUGACGAAGAAUGACGAGGUUCGACACUACUUCCGAGUGCAUAAGGCGAUUUUGGCGCGAUAUUCGCCCGUUUUCAAUGACAUGUUUGCGAUCCCUCCGUUGAGGGAGGGAGAGACGGACGAAGCGAAAGAGUCGUAUGAUGGAGUCGUUCAUGUGCAGACGCCUGAUACAGCUGAAGAUGUGGCUAGCUUUUUAGGUGUAUUGUACGAUCCUCUCGGAGCCGCAUACAAGCGGUUUAACCCUAAUACGCCCGUUCUCGUGGAGGGUGCUUUGAAGCUCUCCAUAAAGUACGAGUGUGACACUCUCAGGGGACGCAUCGUCGAGAAUCUGGAAGCCGAUUGGCCCCAGACCCUGGCACAAUGGGAUGCGCGUCGUUCAGAGACAAUCAUGGCACGAUCGGAGCACGCUCAACAAGCGUCGGGCAAAGUGAAUGGCCUGUUCCUCGAUGACCGACUCCCGGAACCCGCGUCUGCCAUACGCAUUGCUUCUGACUAUAACAUUCCUAGCAUCCUUCCGGCAGCAUUCUACGACCUUGCGCUGUUGAACACCGAUGCCGAUUGGGAUACCUAUAGGGCUAAUCCAUCGGGAGAGGGGAAGCAUCUGCGGUUCGGAGCAAGAACUGCGAGAUGGCACCUUUUGGAUAAGAGGGAUCUUAUGCGUCUUGUGCAUGGUCAGAAACUGCUCGCCGCAUACACUCGUGCUAUUGGAACGGAUGUCUUCGGCUCACGCUGUCCAAGGCUCACCAAAGGCUGUUCAAAGGCGAGGAGUGAUUGUUGGAAAUAUUUUCAAGAGAACGCACCAAUAUCCAUGGAUGACCCUCUGGAUGUUCUGAAUGAUUGUAUGAAAUUGGACAGCUUGUUUACCGAGUUGCCUUGUCCUACUUGUCUCUCAGAUAUCUCAACUAUGGCGGAGAAGAAGAGAAGGGAACUUUGGCGCAGCCUCCCUGCUUUCUUCAAUUUGAAUUCCCGUUGAUUGUACGUUGUAUUCAGACUAGAAAUCCGGUUAUUCACGUCUUGAGCCUUUCUAUGUAAAUUAGCGGAAUACUUUGUGGUACCUAUGGCACUCUGUCCGCGACGCCAUUCCAAUCCAAACUUUACAUCAUCCG